Messenger RNA from Eurytemora carolleeae, 1385 nucleotides. RefSeq lists its product as uncharacterized. Lineage: Eukaryota; Metazoa; Arthropoda; Copepoda; Calanoida; Temoridae. The record is from RefSeq and is a predicted model, not a curated record.
UUUCAGAUAAUUGUCAAUUACAGUGAAAGAUUGUAAAAAUUAUAAUACCAAUAAUGAUUAACUGUGAAGGAAAGUGAACAAAAUACUAAAUAGCUUUACAAUAGCUUGGUGAGAUGGAACUUUUCUUAUAACCGACAGCUUUUAGCUAUUGUAGUUUAUAUAUAUAUAUUGCUCUGAAUGGAUCGGUUGAACAAGAAGAACUGGUUUUCUUUGAAUUUGAACCUCUCAGUAGGAAUGGUUCUUGCAGAUCUUUUCCUAGACCCUCAAAUUCUAAUCCUACCGGUUCUAAUCCUACUGGUUCUAAUCCUCCCAGUUCUAAUCCUUCUGGUUCUAAUCCUGUUGUGUUUAAUCCUCUUGGUUCUAAUCCUCCUGGAGGUUCUCAGCAUAGGGUUCAGCUGGAGAACCAAUUUCCAGGUUCAGGGUUCAACACACCCAACAAUCAGGGUAGGACGGAUAGCAGGUUGAAUAAGGAACCAAGAUCCUUCAAGUCAGGACAAACAGGAGAUUCAAGACACCUCUUUGAUCCUGGUUCAGAUCUGGAGAGAAGAGAUGAUUUACAGGAUAAAAACGGAGCACAAACAGAGCACAUAAAUAGAUCUUUAAGCUCUACUCCUGGAUUAAGACAAGCUGGACUCUAUGCAGAAACUCCUAAUAUAGUGCGAGGAGGAGUUUUCAAAUCAUCUUUGAAGAAGAAGGAACAGAAUUUUACCAACCAAUCAAACAACAGGUUGGAAGCGGCAGAAGAAUGCUUUGACGUAAUUUGUAAAGAUACGCAGUGCAGUUUAAAAUGCAGUUUACAGUGCAACCUCCCCUGCACUUUACCCUGCACUUCACAACACAAGCCGGAAACUGGUUACUGUGAGUAUUCGGAAAACGAAAAGGAAUUUGCCAAAGUUGUUUCUGACUCUUCGAACCAACAGAGUUUAGACUCUAUUCAUCAGCACACGGAGGAAUGUGAGCUUGCCAAACAUUUUCGUGGAUUCGAACCCAGGGGUCCCAUCAGCCAACCAGAAGAAUCUAAAUCUGAAAUUGACAAAAUAACAAGAUAUUUUGAGAUCUUGGAGUUUUUAGAGAAGGAUUUGAAAACAGGAAAAUUCGGUGAGAUCAAUUCUCUUCCACGGAACUUGAACCGUAAACCUGUCUCCGGGUGUAGGUCUGAUCAGAGGUUAGGUUCAAGGGAUAUAUCCUCCUCACAGAACCUUGAUACAGGAUUGACGUGUUCUAAAGAUGGCGCGCUAAGGAAGGAAUUUGGAGACAAGGAAAAUUUAUUAGGUAGCCAAAUUUUAUUAAUACGGACUGUAUUUAUAGAUCCCCCAGUAAUAUUUCCUGGUCUAAUCCUGUUAUAUCAUCCAAUAAUACCAGGACAUCAAGCAGGGCACAUUUAA